This is a messenger RNA of Eurytemora carolleeae, 1250 nucleotides long. It is a transcript of the gene Smn, whose product is annotated as survival motor neuron protein 1. The record is from RefSeq and is a predicted model, not a curated record. Lineage: Eukaryota; Metazoa; Arthropoda; Copepoda; Calanoida; Temoridae. Bases 7 to 1212 code for a protein of 401 amino acids. The transcript is spliced from 6 exons.
GAUACAAUGUUCGCGGCGGGUAAAGAGAUAUUUAACGUUGAGGAUGAAUUCGAUGAGGACAUGUGGGACGAUUCGGCGCUCAUAAGAAACUAUGAGAGAGCUUAUGAAGCUAGCAGAAGAGAGCUGAUGAUGAGACGUAAAGAAGGUUCUAGAAAGAAGAUGAACUGGAAUAUUGGAGAUGCCUGUAGAUAUCUAGAUGUAUCCGACGGUAUGGAAUACGAAGGAAGCAUUGUCCAGAUCACAGCUAGGACUGCAGUUGUACGUGUACACGGAUACAAGCAUGAAGAGGAGUUAAGUUUACAAGAUCUUGAACCUAGUUUAGGACAAUACGAGAUACAACAUCAGAUACAACAAGCAGAACUUAUUAAGGCUUCUGGGAUAGAGGAGGAACCGUUUACAGGAGAUAUCAAGGUCGGGGAAUAUUGUAGAGCAAGGUGGUCCCUGGAUGAAUGUGUAUAUGAGGGAAUUAUAGAGUCUGUAAACCUAAAGAAGAACAGAAUUAAAGUCAAGUUUAUCGGAUACGAUAACGAGGAUACUGUAGGGUUGGAUCAGCUGUACUCGUCCCGUGGAGAGGACUGGAGAGACCAGCAGAUUGAGGACGCUGCCUAUGAUCUCUCCGAGGACAUAACUAAACUUAUAGAAGAUAGUUCCGAGGUUUUCUCUCAGAUUUCAGAUAUCCAGAGCUUUGAUAAGCUUGCAAUUACUGAGAACAAAGAAAACAAACAACCAGCAGAGAAAAAAGAGAAAAAGAAAAAAUCUGAACAAGAGAAAAGUAAAAAGAAUAAAAAAGAGAAGGAGAAGCGGAAGGAUAAGAUUCAACCUGAAGAUACUCCUAAUAUCCCGUUCUCCGAACCUCUAGAAUAUCCGUUUGAUCUCAACUCAGAACAUCCUUUCCCUGAUCUAUCUCAGUUUAACUCAGAUUUGGGGGAUGGAUUUCCGUCUAUGCCACAUCUACCCGGAGCAUUUCCUUCCCAACCUAACUUAGAGAGAGAGUAUCAAAAACCUCCUGCAAAUUCUCAGACAGUAUUUCCUUCUCUUCUUAUUCCUCCGCCUCCUCCUCCUAAUCCGUUCCUAGCUCAGGGUUCCGACUCAGCCCAACAUGAUGAGGUUUUACAGUCAAUGCUUGUAUCCUGGUAUAUGGCUGGAUAUCAUACAGGGUUCUACCAAGCUUCAAAUCAGAAAAAGCAGAAGAGAAAAAAACAGUCCGACUAGUUGUCAAUUGUUUUAAAUAUAUUUUUAUAAUUUACAAA